Molecule: messenger RNA, 576 nt
Organism: Sphaerodactylus townsendi
Lineage: Eukaryota; Metazoa; Chordata; Lepidosauria; Squamata; Sphaerodactylidae
Product: astrotactin-2-like
Exons: 3
Coding region: 273-557 (94 amino acids)
Biological process (GO): neuron cell-cell adhesion; neuron migration
Source: RefSeq, a predicted model, not a curated record
CGGGCGGCGGCGGCGGAGGCGGCGGCAGCCCGUGCCGGGAGAAGACGGUGACGGUGUCGACCCUGCCGGUGCUGCGGGAGAGCGACGUCGCUUGGAGCGGCGGCGGCGGCGGCGGCAAUAGCUCUCCGGGAUCCUCGGCCGCCGCCGCCGCUGCCCCGGGUUCGGUCCCCGGCGACUCCCGCUUGCUGCUGUUCGUGCGCAGCGAGCUGCCCGGGCGGGUGGCCGUGCAGGACGACCUGGACAACACCGAGCUGCCCUUCUUCACUCUGGAGAUGUCAGGAACUGUGGCCGACAUUUCCUUGGUGCACUGGAAGCAACAGUGGUUGGAGAAUGGCACCCUCUAUUUCCAUGUUUCCAUGAGCAGCUCCGAGCAGCUUGAACAGGCUACCCCGCCCACCCUGCAGGAACCUUCGGAGAUCGUAGAGGAACAAUUGCACAUCCUUCACAUCUCGGUUAUGGGUGGUCUGAUUGCUCUCCUUUUGCUACUGCUGCUGGUGCUUACCCGUCGCCUUCAGGCGCCCAGCGCUGGUAUACCGAUCCCGAAGAGCGCGUACUGAGGCCACCCAUCUAGAUCCA